AUGGAUGAUGAUGCUCGCGCAGAAUGGGUUCUUCGUAUUCUUCAAUUCAUCACCGCUCCUAUCGUAAUUCCAGCCCUUUUUCUGCUGAGACCAUACCACAUGGCCGUAUUUACUCUUUUCAACCGCAAAAAGAUGUUCAAGAAAACGACGCCACUGAUGACCAAAAGAAGAGAAGAAGCACCGCUUGCCGUUCGACCUCUGUAUCCAACAAAUCCGACCUAUCCGCCGACGGAUCCGACUUUCCAGACAGAUCCUCCGCAGUUACUAUAUCCACCGGCAACGCCCUCUCAGCUUUCUAAAUCCGCCGAGACAGACGACAGUAUUAGUGCUUGA
This is a messenger RNA of Cylicostephanus goldi, 333 nucleotides long. The record is from the annotation of a GenBank genome assembly. NCBI's taxonomy places the organism in Eukaryota, Metazoa, Nematoda, Chromadorea, Rhabditida, Strongylidae.